ACACGGUCAGUCACGAUCGUAUAACGAAAGCGUACGCAGCUAAGAAAAGGAGCAGUAGUAAGACCACGCUAAACAGUAACCGAGCACCAUCCAAGCGGUGGUCACAAGCGAUCUAGAGAAGAGUUCCAAACGUUCCGCACGUCGCGAGCGAAUGCGAAAAACGCGGUCGUGUACACAGUAGUACCGGAAUCGCGGACAGGAUCACACCAGUGUUCGAGGCAGGUGUGUACCUUAACAAGGUGUGACAAGGCGACAAAACAAGCGAAGUGUGCAAAAUUUAUGCAGCAAACCAUUUACCGGUGGUUAACUUGUUAACGUUCAAAUAUCGCAAGGAACGUCACUCUGUUUGUACUAUAUCCUUGCCUGAAGGUGGCAGUGAAAAACCGAUUGUACAAUAAGCCAAAUAUUGUACAAUUUAAAGUGGUGAAGGCAAGGCGCUUUAAGUGAUUAACUGUAGUGAGUUUAAACAGCAAAGAAAGCUCGUCAGUAUGAAUACGGAAGAGUUUCGAAAGUACGGGAAACAGAUGAUCGACUACAUCUGUGACUAUGGGCAGACGAUCGACACACGAGAUGUCGCCCCAACGGUGGAUCCUGGAUUUCUCCGCAAGCUAUUACCAGAUGAAGCGCCACAGAAGGGCGAAGACUUCAAGCGUAUGCUGGAUGACGUCGAGACGAAGAUCAUGCCCAAUAUGGUGCACUGGAAUCAUCCGCACUUUUUCGCCUACUUCCCGUCCGGCAACUCGUAUCCUUCGAUUCUCGGUGACAUGCUCAGCAGUGCCAUCGGGUCAAUAGGUUUCUCGUGGGCAUCCAGCCCGGCCGCCACAGAGCUCGAAACGAUUGUCCUCGAUUGGUACGCGAAAGCACUCGAUCUGCCGUGCUUCUUCCGUAGCGACGCGAAAGGUUCCCGUGGUGGGGGCGUCAUACAAGGAUCAGCGUCCGAGUGUGCCCUGGUUUGCAUGAUGGCUGCACGCGCUCGUGCCAUCAAAGAGCUCAAAGGAAAUCACGUCGAUGUGCACGAUAGCGUCUAUCUGCCACAGUUGGUCGCGUAUGCCUCCAAGGAAGCACACUCGUCGAUCGAGAAGGCAGCCAAGAUGGCGAUCGUGAAGCUGCGCGCUCUGGACACCGACAGUCGGGGUGUGUUCCGGGGCGAUACACUCCGCCAAGCGAUUCAGGAAGAUAUGGCGCAAGGAUUAACACCGUGCUUCGUGGUCGCUACCGUUGGCACAACUUCGGCCUGUGUCUUUGACAAUCUCGUCGAGAUCGGGCAGGUGUGUCGCGAGGUGCGUAGCAUCUGGUUCCAUGUGGAUGGUGCGUAUGCAGGAAAUUCUUUCAUACUGCCCGAAAUGCGACGCUUCAAGGAAGGCCUCGAGUACGCCGACUCGUUCAACACAAAUCCAAACAAACUGCUGCUGACAAACUUUGACUGCUCGGCAAUGUGGGUAAAGGAAGUCAAAUUGCUCACCACAGCGCUGGCCGUUGAUCCGUUGUAUCUACAGCACGAGCACAGCAGUGCGAUCGAUUACCGACACUACGGUAUUCCUCUCAGCAGACGCUUCCGAGCGUUGAAACUGUGGUUCGUCUUCCGGUCGUACGGUAUCGUUGGACUACAGAAAUACAUUCGCAAUCAUAUAGCACUGGCAAAACGAUUCGAAUCGCUGGUUACGUCCGACGAUCGCUUCGAGGUGCGAAACGACGUCAACCUGGGACUCGUCUGUUUCCGACUAAAACAACAGGAUCGCAUCAAUCGGGACCUGCUGGCGAGGAUUAACCAGUCGGGCAAAUUCCACAUGACCCCCGCGAUGGUACGGGGCAAAUACAUCAUUCGCUUCUGUGUCACGUACGAGCACGCCACCGAGGAGCAUAUAGAUUACGCAUGGCAGGAAAUUAAAAACUACGCCGAAGAAACACUUGCUGCCGAAUGCCCGGAAGAGAUCACAGAGCCUGUGCAGGCGACGAAGAAGCCUCCCAAGAAACUUACCCGCAGCAUGUCCACACGUUUCUCCUUCACGCGCAGUGUUUCGCGGGAGAUCUUCGAACGCCAGAACAGCCGCUCUCAACUUACGGACGGAUGCACACCGAUCGUCAUCAUCGACACCGAUGACAUCCUGGAGAGUCUACAGCGCGCCUCGAGGAUGAACGGUGAGCGAAGUUCGAACGACACGUACGACACGGACAGUACGGAGGAGGCUAGCAAUUGACUAAGCCGAGCAAAUUCCUGCAUUUCUCGCACGUCCCCAUUCACUUCGUCCUCCUCCGCGGACGAGUCGCCGGACGGAGAAGAGACGGAAGGAAGCACGGGCUCGACCAUUAACCGGUGCAAUUCGGUUAAGCGAUCGUGUGCUCAAGACAACGGUUACAGCCGGCUGCAGCAGCAGUCGCAUCAUCAACCGCAGGACCCGGACGCGAGACCAACCAAGUCAAAAAGUUGCUCGAAUAUUAAGCAGUUGUGAUAGACCCUGACCGUAGAUUCGUGUUUAGCGCCAUCGUUUUUUUGCAAAAGCAUUUACUUUUCGAUCGAUGUUAUCGACAGGGAGGACGCCCUGGUACGCAACCAGUGCAGUACCGACUGAAAACAAACAUUAUUUAUUUAUACUACACGCUUGGGCCAGUGUUUGUAGCAUAGAAUCUUCCCUUUAGCUUGUAAGUUGUAUUCCUUCCCAACCAUGACGGAAUCACUUAUCACACGCGUGCCACUCGAGCAAAGGAGCAGGAGGGAUUCCUCCAGGGUUGGCAUGCGUUACGCUACAAAUUAAGAUGUAAUGUAUGUGUAAUGUUUUGAUGUACUACAAGCACUUCAAAUAAAUUGCCUAUGUCUCAAUAUAA
Anopheles stephensi (Asian malaria mosquito) is the source of this 2823-nucleotide messenger RNA. It is a transcript of the gene Tdc1, whose product is annotated as aromatic-L-amino-acid decarboxylase. Gene Ontology annotation, molecular function: pyridoxal phosphate binding; carboxy-lyase activity. Gene Ontology annotation, biological process: amino acid metabolic process. The transcript is spliced from 6 exons. Bases 489 to 2198 code for a protein of 569 amino acids. Lineage: Eukaryota; Metazoa; Arthropoda; Insecta; Diptera; Culicidae. The record is from RefSeq and is a predicted model, not a curated record.